Messenger RNA from Acipenser ruthenus (sterlet), 8189 nucleotides. Its product is annotated as activating molecule in BECN1-regulated autophagy protein 1-like. Gene Ontology annotation, molecular function: protein binding. The coding region runs from base 427 to 4602 and encodes 1391 amino acids. The record is from RefSeq and is a predicted model, not a curated record. NCBI's taxonomy places the organism in Eukaryota, Metazoa, Chordata, Actinopteri, Acipenseriformes, Acipenseridae. The transcript is spliced from 19 exons. Gene Ontology annotation, biological process: autophagy. Gene Ontology annotation, cellular component: intracellular membrane-bounded organelle.
GAACAAACUCUUCAGAACCACACUGAUACCCAGACGGACCUCGCUUUCUCAUCCGUGUUUUCUGCUCUCGAUUAAGCAACGCAACCCAAGCCACUCGGCGCUCUGUUUUUACUGUCUGCCUAUUUGAAUGUAUUCAGUGCUGUGUUUCCACAAGCUGUAACCUUAAUGUUUUUUUUAAGAAAAUCGUUUUAAAAAUCGUCAAGGGAGACGAUAUUAAUAUAAUUGAUAUACAUAACAUUAACCCCUUUCGAGCCAAUUAUUUUAUCUAGGAGGAUUUCCAGGUAUCCUGCGUCUUGCAGAAAUUACAGAAAAAAAGCUUCAUAUGAGCCCUGUCCUGUGGGAUUCUGUAUGGCCUGUUUUUAGCUGGCCAGACUACCUGAUCCGUAGCCCAGGUCCUGAGGCUGGCGUGGGGGUCCUCCGUUGGCUAUGAAGGUCAUCCAUCAGAAGAACUCUGUGCAGAUCCUGUCUGGACGAGAGCGUGGUGCCCAAGGCUUUGGGUCUCAGCGCCUGCUGCAGCAACUCGUGGAGGAUAAAACCCGAUGGAUGAAAUGGGAGAGUCAGAAAGUGGAAUUGCCAGACAGCCCUCGCUCAACCUUCCUCUUGGCUUUCAGCCCGGACAGGACCUUAAUGGCUUCCACCCAUGUGAAUCAUAAUAUCUACAUCACUGAGGUGAAGACAGGGAAAUGCAUUCACUCACUGGUGGGGCACCGUCGCACCCCCUGGUGUGUGACCUUUCACCCCAUCAUAUCGGGGCUUGUGGCGUCCGGGUGCCUGGAUGGAGAGGUCCGCAUUUGGGAUUUACAUGGUGGUAGCGAGAGCUGGUUCACAGAGAGCAAUGUGGCAAUAGCAUCCCUGGCCUUUCAUCCCACAGCACAGCUCCUGCUCAUUGCCACAAACAAUGAGAUUCAUUUUUGGGACUGGAGCCGGCGGGAACCUUUUGCGGUGGUGAAAACCGCCAGUGAAAUGGAGCGAGUCAGGUUGGUGAGGUUUGAUCCAUUGGGCCACAAUCUUCUGACAGCGAUUGUGAAUCCUUCAAACCAACAGAAUGAUGAUGACUCGGAGAUCCCUAUGGACAGUGUUGAGAUGCCCCACUUAAGGCAGCGCUCGUUCCUGCAGUCCCAGCCUGUGCGUCGGACCCCCCUUCUUCACAACUUCCUCCACAUGCUGUCAUCGCGGACCUCGGGGACGCAGGCAGGGGAGCAGAGCCAGAGUGAGGACAGCGGCGUAGCCCCGAGCCUGCCCUCCGGAGAGGGCAGCCGCUACACUUCCGUCAGGGACCGGCCAGCCUACCAGGGCUGCGUCCAGCACUUGGGAAUGGUCUGCUUCUGCAGCCGCUGCUCCGUGGUCCGUCCGUCCUCUUCCUCCCCACUACAGAGCGAGGACACUGCCCCCUCGGCUUCCUCCGACCUCUCUGCAGCCUCCACCUUCUCCUCGGCCCGGACGGAGCCUCGCCUCCCUCCUGAGCGGCCCGCAGGCCAGCACGAGCAGCGGGCGAGCGAGCGACCCUCCGCCUUCAUCACUGUGCACGGCAGCACAGCCGGCAACUCCCUCCGGAAUCUCUCCUCCGGGCCUGGACGCAGGGGACUCUUAGGGCUGGCGUCUAACCAACCCAUGGGUCACCAGCAACUGAACAGAGACCCUUCGGGGCGAUUGACUGGCACCGACUGUACCGGGAGCAUGUUAAACAUCCGGACAGAAUCUGGGGGUGGUGCAGGGGGCAGUGGCAGCGGCAGUGGCGGUGGCGGCAUGCCCCCACCGAGGACUAGCGCCUCCUCUGUCAGCUUGCUCUCCGUGCUGAGGCAGCAGGAAGGGAGUUCCCAAGCUCCCGUCUACACCUCAGCCACGGAAGGGAGAGGGUUUCCUGGGUCAAGCAACAGAGGCUCGGCCGGGGUGGGAGGAGAGGGAACCCAGAGCAGCCAGGCUUCCAUCCGCAACGUCCUACAGUGCAACCUGAGCCGCUACUUCAUGGAGUAUGACCGCAUGCAGGAUAUGGACCAGGGAAUGAGCCAGGGGGAGGCCAGCCAGUCUCAGCAAACACAGGAGCUGCUCAACAACAAUAUUGACCCUGACAGACCAGGGCCUUCCCAUUACCAACCUCCCCACAGCAGCGAAAACAACUCCAACUUGUCCCGGGGGCAUCUGAACAGGUGCCGGGCUUGCCAUAACUUAUUGACCUUUAACCACGACACCCAGCGGUGGGAGAGGACUGGCCAAGCUGCCCCUUCGGCCACUGAGGAAAGCACUUCUUGGCAACCUCCAAACCCGCCCUUUGAGGGUUUAGGACAAGGGGUGAGCCAGCCGCAGACUCCUGAGAGGAGAGACAGCGCUGGGGGCCCCGAUCCGAGCAGUGGAGCCCCCAGCAAUGAGAGCAGCUUCCCCAGGCAAGGCUCUUCCAAUCCACAAGCAGAGCAGACAGUAGGACUGGUGUACAACCAGGAAAUUGGACAGUGGGAACGAGUUUACGGUCAAUCCGCUUCGAGCCGAACCGGGAAUGUAUCACAAGAGGCCUUAAACCAAGAAAUGCCUGAAGAGAAUUCGGAUGAAGAUUCUCUUAGGAGGAGGCUGUUGGAGUCCUCUCUUAUUUCCCUGUCUCAAUAUGACAUGUCGGGAUCUCGUGAUCACCCCAUUUAUCCCGACCCCGCUAGGUUAUCUCCAGCUGCAUAUUAUGCCCAGAGGAUGAUCCAGUACCUUUCCCGGCGAGACAGCAUCCGCCAACGCUCGCUGCGCUACCAGCAGAACCGACUACGGCCCUCACCCGACAGUCCGCCUGCCAACCCCUCCCAGUCCAUGGAGAACAACGAGGUCGACUUUGAGGAGUUUGAGGAUAAUGGAGAGCGAGCCAGACACAGAGCGCCACGGAACGCCCGGAUGUCUGCCCCCUCACUGGGGCGCUUUGUUCCUCGGCGUUUCUUGUUACCAGAGUAUCUUCCAUAUCCUGGGAUUUUCCAUGAAAGGGGACAGCCUGGCUUGGCAACUCACUCCUCCGUUAACAGGGUCCUAGCAGGUGCUGUGAUUGGAGAUGGGCAGUCGGCAGUGGCCAGUAACAUUGCAAAUACAACUUACCGGCUCCAGUGGUGGGACUUCACCAAAUUCGACCUUCCAGAAAUUAGCAAUGCCUCCAAUAAUGUUUUGGUCCAGAACUGUAAGAUAUACAACGAUGCCAGCUGUGACAUUUCUGCUGACGGGCAGCUGCUGGCAGUGUUCAUUCCCAGUAGCCAGAGAGGUUUUCCAGACGAAGGCAUCCUAGCGGUUUACUCUCUGGCACCACACAACCUCGGAGAGAUGCUGUACACCAAGAGAUUUGGUCCAAAUGCUAUCUCGGUGAGCCUGUCCCCUAUGGGGCGCUAUGUGAUGGUGGGGUUGGCGUCUAGGAGGAUUCUCCUGCACCCCUCCACGGAGCACAUGGUCGCACAGGUGUUCCGGCUGCAGCACCCCCACGGUGGAGAGACCUCUAUGAGGAGAGUCUUUAAUGUCCUUUACCCGAUGCCAGCAGACCAGAGAAGACACGUCAGUAUAAACUCUGCUCGUUGGUUGCCAGAACCAGGUUUGGGCCUUGCCUACGGGACAAACAAAGGGGACCUGGUGAUCUGCAGGCCGGUGGCAUCCAACUCUGGUGCAGAGUAUUUCUGGGACCAGCUGAACGAGGCAAACUUCACCGUCAACAACAACAAUGGCAGCAGCAACCGCAGCACAGAGAGGCCAGGGACCAGUAGGGCUAACUGGAGAUCAGAUAGGGAUAUGGGUUUGAUGAAUGCAAUUGGUCUACAGCCUCGGCAUCCCGCCCCCUCGGUGACAUCACAAGGCACGCAAACCCCCAUCCUGCAGUUACAGAAUGCUGAGACCCAGACCGACAGAGACCUGCAGGAACCAAGCACCUCUACAACUGCCAAUGCAGUCCCUGGACCACAGGAGGACUCAGCCCCCAGCACCAGUACAGAUAUGACCACUGAGAACUUGAAUCAGGACAGUGGCACCGCUGAGGCAUCGUCAGAAGCAGGCACCAGUGCUGCUAACUCCGGUGAGAGCUCGGAGUACAGCUCCGGGGAGGACGCCCUAUCCCGGAUCCGCCGGCUCAUUGCGGAGGGGGGGAUGACGGCCGUUGUGCAGCGCGAGCAGAGCACCACCAUGGCAUCCAUGGGGGGGUUUGGCAACAACAUCAUUGUGAGCCACAGGAUCCACCGUGGCUCCCAGACCGGGGCCGACUCGGCAGGGGCCAGGGGAGCCCGAGAAGGCAGAGACUCUUCCCCACCCGGCCCCUCCACCUCCACCUCCACCCCCUCUCCGCAUAGCACCAUCACCAUCACAGAUCCUGUCAGGAGCCGCUGCCGCAUCCUUGCUCACACUUUGCAAUUGACUAACGAGCCAGACGGCUCCAGGAACGCUCUGCCGGCUUCUGAAGAAAGGGCCCCCUCCCCACAGUUUGCUAACAUCUUCUCAUCUGAAGGAGCAAGCACUUCCAGGAAUGAACCCGGUGCCCUCAUGGACACAGACGAUGUUUUUGAGAACAGCUACCCAGAUAACGAAGGCCUCCACACUACUUCUGCCGCAAACAAUAACAACAACAGCAGCAGCAGCUACACAGAGGAUCCCUACAGUCGAUAAGGGUUCAUAAACAUGCUGGGUCUUUAUUGUGUGAGAACACAGGGAUAUAGACUGAUGCCAGCUAACUGACUGGCAGCUGGCAGAUAUAUGGAUCAACUGGAGCAGAGAUACAGUACAAAGGAAUGUGUUUGUUUUUUAAUCUGGUGUUACAUGUCCUCCUUCAGUCUUUAAACUCUUCUUUUCAUAGGGACUCCAAUCCUAAAGCAACCAUGCCAACUCUUGAAGUACCUAGGUAUUUAUUCAGUUCCUGUUGUUUUUUGUUUUUUUUUACUUACAUUUGCACUUGCAAUAUUUAGCUUCCUAUGUACUAACAAUAACAAAUUGGUACUAUGAUCAUUCCAUACCCGUACUUGAAUACUAGAAUGCUAGCUUUGUUUUGAAAAAGGUUGCUACACGCAAAGUACAGUGUAUGUAUGAUGGUUACUAAGGUGCUGUCUAAAUACCUAGAUCAUUGAAUAGGGUUUCAUGUGUACAGUAGUCAGUGCUACUUGAUGAGAAAAGCAUUAUUAUUAAUUUUAUUUUGUUGAUUUAAUGUAAAAAGUGCCAGCCCAUCAGCUGUCUGUGAUCUGUCAAUUAUGUUUUCCAAUGUGAAAAUCUGCUCUAAUUUGAGCAUGAGCUUAGUUGUAUAACAUGUAAAUCUGUUUGUAAUUAAGAAAAAAAAAAACAUGUUCAUAAGCAGACUGCUUCUUGGCAGUUUUAUUCGCCCUGUUCUAGGACUAGGCUGUGGAAAGAACUAAGGGAUUUGUAGUCAUCUGAGUACAACUCUUGAGGAAUGGAAUUCAGAAAGACUACAGCUCCCAGAGUUCCUUUCUCUGUUGUAGAUCCAGGGUUUGAGUAAAAGAAAAAACAAGAGAGGAAGCCACUUUCCUUAAGAGUAACUUUGUGCUGUUAAUCACCGUGACUAUUCAGUGGAGGAUUACUGCUCCUACAGUGAUAUGGAAAGACACUUUACAGCUUGACUGGCUAGUGCUGCGUUGCAUUAGAAAAUACAGAACACUGGUUAUGUAAUAGCUGCAUGGUUUUCUUUCUUGGAGCCUUGAGAAUAGCCCCAUUUUAUUUUAUUAUUUUUAUUUUGUUUUACUUGCCCCAGGCAUGAGCUCAAUUGAUGCCAACCCCCACCCCGCCUGCCUAGCCACUAGAAUUUUCAAAAUAAAAGUGGCAUUCAAGUCACCCUCUGUUUCUUCUAGCUGAGCAUUUGCACUCAACACAUUUGGAAAUCAGCCAAUCAGAGAUCAUCGUUGGCAGUCUUUCUUCCUAUUCCCAGCUGACUGCAGAUCAAACUUGGCAUUGCAAGCACCAACCACUAGUUUGGAGAAACUUGAGAUUUGAACCUUUGUUGAAUGUGCAUGUUACCACUAGGGUAACACAAUGAAAAACAGCUCCAGACAGACAGGGGAGGGCUAGGUUGAAGGUGUUGAGAUUAACUAGGCGACCUCUUAUGAUAUAACUUGAAACAAGCAAUCAGCCCACAACUACACCUUUACAGAGCUGCUCAUGAAGACCUUCGCAUUGGUGGUCUAGAGCAGCUUUCUGAGGGGAAGCUUAUAUGCUUUGAUUUUGUCAUAGAACAUAGGAUUAAUACCUGUUGAUUUUUUUAAUAUAUUUAUUAUGAUAGCUUGUUAUCACAAACCCAGUUUGUUCCUCAAACUGGAGGAGAGCGACCCUCUUAGAUCUGUUGCACCAUAGCUAAGGCUGUAUUUUUUUCAUAGAUUUCAUGAUUUCCGUGACAUUUACCCAUUGCCAUGUAAUAUGUAGUUACCCGUGAAAAAAGCCAAUUUCUGAAAGAAUACAGCAAAUGUUUGCCUUGUUGACGCAUUACCUGUUACAUUUAGGAACCUGGCAGCCAGUUUAGUUUGCUUCUGGUAAAUGAUUGAAAACACUGCACAGAGCUGCAUGAUUUCUUAAAGAUCAAAGAUCAGACAUAUUUCUGCUGAAGAUCGCUUGGUCCAGUACAAGUUCAUAGGUCUGUUGUUAUUUUUACAUUUAUUUAUUUCUUUCUUUUCAUAAUUCACUAAUGAUGAAAAUAGAAUGUCUUUAAGAGGUGGACAUAAAACAAAAAAAAUAUUCUACAAUUUAGUAUUUACUGUUUUUCUGGAAACCAUUUUAAUAUGUAGGAACAUUGGUUGUAUAAUAAUGCUAAAGAAAAUUAUCCAUUGUUAAUGUGACAACACUAUUUUUUUUUUUUUCCUGCUUUAAUAAAUAUUAUGUUUUAUCGUAAAAUAUAUUGAAAUACCAAUUUUUUUGGCUGCAAAAUGCAAUGAAUCCAGCCAUUUUUUACAGUGAAAAAAAUACAGCCCUAACCAUAGCUCUUUAGCAGGUAACUGGUGCCCUAAGUCUGUGCUGCAAUUGGGUUUGCCUACCUCGUGUUGCCAUCAGCGGCCAUAUACUUGAAGCAUGCCUCUCACUAAUUUCCAGAAAAAUGUGAUACCGUGGUUAGAAGCUAGGUCCCUUACAAGUGAAAGCACUUCCUUGGUGCCAUUUUAGAAAGGACUGCUUAUCAAGUAUGAGUGGUAUAGAUUUGUUUGAUGGAAAGUGUUAUAAAAAAAAAAAAAAUGUAUUCUAUUUAUUUAAAAAAAAAAACACCAUUGAAGAUUUAUUUGACCUUUCGUCAUAGUAACUAAAUAUCUGUGUAAAAUCAGAAUGAAGGAGCUGCACUAUAAUUGGAAUGCAUCUGGCUACACCUUCGAACUGUAGUUUUAGCAACAUUUCCAAAAAGAAAGACCAGGAAUUGAAAGAAUUCUUAAAUGUGGCAGAUGGUACAGUAUUUUGAAGAGCAUGUGAAUUGUUAAGCUUUCUUAUGACUUUUAAAAAGCACUCUGGCUAUUGAUUUUUUAUGUUUUAGUGUUUUGGUCUGAGCAGCUCAAUCAACCAGGACAGCAAGUUUAAUUAUAUAUAUAUAUAUAUAUAUAUAUAUAUACUAAUUAUAAUUAUUGUUACAGAAUGACAGCCUCUAGAAUAGGGGUGUCCAAUCCCUGUCCUGGAGGGGCAUUCCAUUCCAGGUUUAACAGGUGAAAUUAUGUAAUCAACUACUUGAGGUUCUGGAUGGAGGUUUAAUUGGUUCAAUUGAACCAUUUAGAACCCACUGCUGCUGUAGAACAAAACACAGAGAACAUGAUCUGACCUGCUGAUUAUUUUCUAAAACCUAAAAGCGUCCUUUUCCUGCUGAAGAAUUUGAGUACUGAGGCUGCCAAUGGACACAGUUAUGUUGUGCCUUGAUGGUUGUGUAAAAUAUGAAGGUCUUGCUGAAGGAAUACAUCUAGCAAACGAUUAGAACCAUUAAUACAGUACAGUUUGUGUUUAAAGCGAUUGUUGGCGAAGCCUUCCUUGCAGUUGAAUGUAUAUGAAUCACAUGAUCUAGUAAAGGUUUUGGUCUACUCUAAACAUAUUUUGGCUUGAAAGGGGAGUGAUAUCGGUAUGAGGUUUUAUCUGGAUCGUCAGGUUAUUAUUAUUUUUUUUAUAUGUACUAUUUUAGAAGAAAAAUGGUCAAAGUGCUACUAAGUGCUGUGGGAACACCAAAGAUCCUCAUCAUCAUCAUCAUCAUAAUAAUAAUAAUAAUAAUAAUAAUAAUAAUAAAUGGAAAACUUGAA